This is a messenger RNA of Artibeus jamaicensis (Jamaican fruit-eating bat), 878 nucleotides long. It is a transcript of the gene CHODL, whose product is annotated as chondrolectin. The transcript is spliced from 6 exons. The record is from RefSeq and is a predicted model, not a curated record. The coding region runs from base 1 to 822 and encodes 273 amino acids. Lineage: Eukaryota; Metazoa; Chordata; Mammalia; Chiroptera; Phyllostomidae. Gene Ontology annotation, cellular component: cytoplasm. Gene Ontology annotation, biological process: positive regulation of axonogenesis.
AUGAGCCGCGUGGUCUCGCUGCUGCUGGGAGCCGCUCUGCUUUGCUGUCACGGAGCCCUUUGCCGACGGGUGGUGAGCGGCCAAAAGGUGUGUUUUGCCGACUACAAGCACCCAUGCUACAAAAUGGCCUAUUUCCAUGAACUGUCCAGCCGUGUGAGCUUCCAGGAGGCACGCCUGGCGUGUGAGAGUGAGGGGGGAGCCCUGCUCAGCCUGGAGAAUGAAGCCGAACAGAAGUUAAUAGAAAGCAUGUUGCAAAACCUGACAAAACCAGGCACAGGCAUUUCCGAUGGUGAUUUCUGGAUAGGCCUUUGGAGAAAUGGAGAUGGGCAAGCAUCCGGUGCCUGCCCAGAUCUCUACCGGUGGUCUGAUGGAAGCAGUUCCCAGUACCGAAACUGGUAUACUGAUGAACCUUCCUGUGGAAGUGAAAAGUGCGUCGUGAUGUAUCAUCAACCCACCGCCAAUCCUGGCCUCGGAGGCCCCUACCUUUACCAGUGGAAUGACGACAGGUGCAACAUGAAGCACAAUUACAUCUGCAAGUACGAGCCAGAGAUUAAUCCAACAGCACCUGGAGAAAAGACGUAUUUUACGAACCAACCAGGAGACGCCCAUCAAAACGUGGUUGUUACUGAAGCAGGCAUAAUUCCCAACUUAAUUUAUGUUGUUAUACCAACAAUCCCACUGCUCUUGCUGAUACUGGUUGCUUUUGGUACUUGCUGUUUCCAGAUGCUGCAUAAAAGUAAAGGAAGAACAAAAACUAGCCCCAACCAGUCUACACUGUGGAUUUCAAAAAGCACGAGAAAAGAAAGUGGCAUGGAAGUAUAAAAAUUUAUUGACUUGGCUCCAGAAAAGAAAACAGAGUUUUGUAAUUCUGGAUCUGU